GUGGCCAGACGCGCCUCCUCAGUAGCUCCAGGAGUGACUGUGAUGGCGGGGACCCUCACCCGGUAGAGGCAGAAGGACCUUGCUAUCUGUUGUCCCUCAGCCCUUUGACGCCCAGUUUUAUUUGCUCCACAGUUGGGCUUUGGUCCAGGAGCGCAGGUGACUGGGGUUGUGGGAGGGAGUUGGCCAAGGGCUUGGAAGUCACGCGCGCUUGCGCAAGACGCUACCGCGCUACCACUCACCGGAAGUACGAACCUGAACCAGCAGUAUGGAAGAGCUCCGCUGUCCCGAAGCCAGGCUAGCGCCACCAGAGAUAGUCUUAGCUACCGAAUCCCCGCCACCCUCCCUUGUGGAUCGCUACUUCACUCGCUGGUAUAAAGCGGAUGUUAAAGGAAAACCCUGUGAGGACCACUGUAUACUCCAGCACUCCAACCGAAUAUGUGUCAUCACACUGGCAGGAUCUCAUCCCGUUCUUCAAAGUGGCAAAACCAUUCAAAGUAUUUCCUAUCAGAUCAGUAACAACUGUAGCAGACUUGAGAACAAAGUAUCUGGGAAAUUUAAGCGGGGGGCACAGUUUCUAACAGAGCUCGCACCUCUGUGUAAGAUUUACUGCUCUGAUGGAGAAGAAUAUACUAUAUCUAGCUGUGUUAGAGGUCGGUUGAUGGAAGUGAACGAAAACAUUCUUCAUCAGCCGUCUCUUCUUCAAGAAAAGCCAUCCACGGAAGGCUACAUUGCAGUUGUAUUACCCAAAUUUGAAGAAAGUAAAAGCGUAACGGAAGGGUUGCUGACACAGCAACAGUAUGAAGAGGUCGUGGUAAAACGCACUAACGCCACAACCACUGCAUCCUGAGCCUUUUUAUGGAGGCAAUACAGAAUUCUCACUGUACCUGGCCUAAACCAUCAGUGCACUGAAGACAGCCAGUGUGUAUGAAGCAUUCCUCACAGCUGCCCAGCCAUGGGAGAAGCCUCAGCCUCCAUCUAACCUAAUUUCCCUCCUUUAUCUGAACAUCACAAGCCUUGGUCCCCAUUUGUAUCCAGGCUCUCAGAUCUGCCUUGCCCAGGCACUUGCUUUGUGUGCUGGAAAGUGCACUUGUGGGUGUUUGCUUGCAUAUACAUCAGAAAACAAUUUCAAGUGCUUUUUUAUCUUUGUUAAGGACAGUUUCUUAUUGGCUUGGAACUUUGCCAAAUACCUCAUGUACUUCCAGGGAAGUAUCUGGGUCCUCUGCCUCUUGUCUUCCAAGGCUGGUAUUACAAGUACACACCACCAUACCCAGCUUUAUAUGGGCCUGGAAACCCAAACUCUGGGCUUUGUGCUUUCAAGGUGCAUUAGUUACUGUUCAGUUGUUGUGAUAAAAUACCACAACCAAAAGCAACUUCAAAAGAGUUUGUCUGGGUUUAUUAAUUCCAGAGACUUGAUGACCACAAUAAUGGGAAGGCAUGGUAGCCAGAGCAGGAUACUGAGAGAUAGCACCUCUACCACACACCAAGAGCAGAGUGAACUGGAAGGAGAAUGUGGCUAUAAACUGCCCCUAGUGAUAAACUGCCCAGCAAGACUUCUUGUCCUAAAAGUUCCAUAACCUUCCCUAAACAGUACCACCGACUGGGGACCAAGGGCUCAAAUACCUAGGUCUAUCGGGGGUUCAUUUUUCAUUCAAUCUACAACAUUCUCCCCAUCAUGCCUAUAGGACCAUAGUCAGGUCAUGCAAAAUGUAGUAGUUAGUCCAAUAUCAAAAGUUCUCAUAGUUGUUGUUAACAGUCUUAUCACUGUUCCAAAGCCUCUUCUGAGACUCAAUGCAAUCCCUUGUCUGCCCUGUAAGUCAGAAAGCCAGUUACAUACUUCCAACAUACAAUGACACAGAAUAUACAUUCCCAUUCUAAAAGGAGGGAAGAUGGCAUAGUGAUGAGAUAUUGGACCAAAGAAUAAAAGCAGCAUGAUAAAAGCUAAACCCUGCAGCUCCAUACCCAUUAUCUAAGGGUUUAGUCUCUGAGAUGCCUCUGACCUACCAGCUCUGCUGCCUGUAACAGAUCGUUCUCUAAUGGUUCUGCUCUGUGCAGCUCUGCCCUGGCAGGUGUCUCACAGCUUUGUAUUUCCAGUGUCUUGGGAAUUUAUGCCACAACCCAGGUUUUACCCUGACAGCUUCAUAGUGGCCUCUCAUGGCCUUCAUGCAAAAACUCCAUCUCUGUCACAUGUUUCCUGGCCUCAAUGAUUUUCUGAAGCCAGGAAGAAUCCUGACUUUUUAUUCUUGCAUCUUUUAUGCCUGCAAAGCUAGUACUAUGUAGAAAAUAUUUAAAAAUUAGACUGUUGGCUUUCAUUGCCUUUGAGUACAUCCACAGCAGUUCUUAUAUGGUAUUGCUUUCUCCUAGCAAAAAGCCAGGUUCUUUCACAGAGUAGAAGUUUAUCUGAAAGGAUUCUCACCUUGACCAACUCCCACUGUCCCAGUGUUGAGCAAGAGACUUUUAUUUUAACUCUGAGUUUAACAUCAUGCACCCCGGUCCCUGAUCUCCCUGUCCCCUCAUAUCAGCCCUUUGCCCUUGCAACCUCCUCCCAAAAUAAAACACACACACACA
This is a messenger RNA of Arvicanthis niloticus (Nile rat), 2565 nucleotides long. RefSeq names its product actin binding transcription modulator (gene Abitram). The record is from RefSeq and is a predicted model, not a curated record. Gene Ontology annotation, biological process: regulation of filopodium assembly; regulation of actin filament polymerization; dendrite morphogenesis. Gene Ontology annotation, molecular function: actin monomer binding; actin filament binding. Lineage: Eukaryota; Metazoa; Chordata; Mammalia; Rodentia; Muridae. Gene Ontology annotation, cellular component: filopodium tip; nucleus; lamellipodium.